GUGAAUACAUUGCUUACACUAGGUUAAAAUUAUAGCUAACCGAAGAUUUCUACAUGGCGGAGUGAAAAACACUACAUCCUGUUCUCUCCGAGAUGAAUUCAACUUUGUCAGGCGCAAAAAGUGAAUUUCACUGCAGUGCUAUCGACUACCAAUUGCCAACUCCGAACUCCAAUAAGCUUAUCCUAACUCGGAUCGCCAAGCCCGUACAAGUCCAUCAGUCAAAUAACGUCAUCCAUGGCACAUCAAAUGCUAGAGAAUACAAAGCUGAAACUAUUAUUACCAGCGAUUCUGAGGUAGCAUGCGAUCAACUCUGCUCACACUGUAAUGUUGGCGUAGUGGAGAAAAAUUUUACAUUUUCCGGAGUUCUAUUAUGCCUCAUUUGUUUCCCUUUUGGUUUCAUCUGGCUCUUUUGGAUGAUGGAAUCGCAAUGCAACCAUUGCGGGAAGAUAUAUUUAUGAAAACUA
Molecule: messenger RNA, 464 nt
Organism: Daphnia carinata
Lineage: Eukaryota; Metazoa; Arthropoda; Branchiopoda; Diplostraca; Daphniidae
Product: membrane protein BRI3-like
Exons: 3
Coding region: 93-458 (121 amino acids)
Source: RefSeq, a predicted model, not a curated record